Molecule: messenger RNA, 160 nt
Organism: Racocetra persica
Lineage: Eukaryota; Fungi; Glomeromycota; Glomeromycetes; Diversisporales; Gigasporaceae
Source: the annotation of a GenBank genome assembly
GAGAUGAAUAUUUUGAUGAUUGCUUAAAAUAUAUUCGUGAACAUGAAUUAUAUCAUUCUGCAAUAUCAAUAUUUGCAAAUAAUAAUGAAAAAUAUAAAUGUCAUGGCCAUUUAUGGGGAUUAUUUGUUUACGGAAUCAAACUUCAAGGAGGCUGGCUUAG